Messenger RNA from Electrophorus electricus (electric eel), 1668 nucleotides. The record is from RefSeq and is a predicted model, not a curated record. Lineage: Eukaryota; Metazoa; Chordata; Actinopteri; Gymnotiformes; Gymnotidae.
AUGUACAGUUAUGUGAAAGAUGACACAUCUUUGACCUUCAGUGAUGUCCCUACUGACAUGCUUCUCUACUACAACUAUGAUACAGUGCAGAAGGUGAACUGCAGUUCAUAUUUCAGCGCUCUGGGCAGAGCAGAUUUCUCUAUUCCUUCCAGCUUCCUCAACAGACAGAACAUCCUGUUCAACAAUGCACAGAGCUGCCUGGGCAUUUCUGGCUUCAGUCUGAGCAAGACUCAGGUGAAUAUUCUGGGUAAUAUGACCUGCACACUAAACUCAUCCUACAUCCAGAACUCUGACCCACUCAUCAUAGAGAAGUUAAAGAACUGUGGAGACCUGACUGACUCUCAGGUCUCGGGUAUACAGACACUGCUCUUCAAUGGCAACACACCCUAUGGUAAUCCAUCAACAUGGAAUCUGCAGACACUACAGCAGUUAGGCCCCCUGCCUCUCUACUUAAACCAGGACUUCUGGAACAAAUUUAGUUCUACUCUGAUUAGCACAUUUCUGAGGUCCUUCAUUCCAACCCUGAAGACCCAGAAGACUCAAGUAACAAAGCUGCAGAAAUUAUUUACAUCAUGCAACUCAAAUGUCAAGAGCAAACGUGCUGCAACUAUCGGAUGUACUGUAGGUGAAAUCACAGAAGCAACCAUUGCAGAUCCGUCAUUUCCUUUCGGCUACACUUCCACCCAGUUCAGUUUGUGUCUCAGUUUAACUAUGCUGAAGGACAACCCCACCACCAUCACUCAGAAAGUGGUGGAUCCCAGCUUUGGGAGGGUCAUUCUUAGCAAAUUAUACGAGGUGUACCCGUCUGGCCUUGGGGACGGUGUGGUGCAGUUACUGGGCCCUACGUCUCGUGUGGCCAAUGUCAGUGAAAUCAAAAGUUGGAACAUCACCUCAUUAGACACACUGGCAUCUUUAAUGAACUCAGUUAAUGGUGCCUGGACUUCAGAUCAGAGUAAUGCAGUGAUAAUGAAUUAUCUAAGCAUUCCUGGAAACAGCUUGGGGACAGCUGAAAUAAAUGCAAUUGGCUCUAAUCUCUGUUCUUUAAACGUCAGUGUACUCAGUACAAUUACUGUGAACGACCUGGAGUUUGCCAAUCCAAUAAAUUUGUCCUCAUGCUCAUUUCUUCAGAAAAGCACUUUGUACAAUAUCGCUAACAUCUCAUAUUCUAACCAAACCAUCCAUGUGCCACAACACUAUCAACUCAUCAGCCUUUUCCUGGGUGGAGCUCCUCUGUCAGAUAUUAAAAAUCUCGCUUCUCAGAACAUCAGCAUGGACAUUACCACCUUCAAUAAUCUGAACCCUGAUGUGGUCAUGGCCCUGGAUGUGCGUACAGUACGUGAUCUGUUUAGGAAUAAUCUACCUGUUCUGAAGCUAUUUGAGGAUAACACAUUGGUCAAGUCCUGGCGGCUUCAGCAGUACCAGUAUGAGCUGGACACUCUGGGUAUCGGCCUGAUUGGAAAAGCUAACCCUAUCACUACUACCCCCACCACUCAUUCUAGCACUACCACCCAUACCACAACCAGUGUCCCAGUAAUCACCACUACCACAAGCAACUCAACUACUGCCAAUAACACAGCCGGAUAUGCAACAGUUCAUGGUGAUGCAGGACCGUGGUGUCUCUCUCUGGUUGUCGGACUCCUGACAGUUACUCUGCACAGAGUGCAAUAG